GGCCUAAGCCAUGUGUUACACUGUGAUAAAAUGCUCCAGACAUUUGAGAACACUCGAGAGAUAUAGAAAACACUCCCCUGCAGCUCGUGUUUUCUACAUUUCCCUCGUGUUCUCAAAUGCCCGUCGUCUUUUAUCGCAGUGUAAUUCACAGCUUAGACUUCUAUAUUUACUAAAUGAAAGUAAUCUCUAGGUUCGGAUGUACAAAGGCUUUGGAACAUCUAGGCCAAGUCAACCAUUCAAUAUUUUAAGUAUUAAUAUAAAAGGCGGAGCGUACACGGGGAUAAAAGUCCCAUCCCACCCUCAGGAGGACAACACAAGUAUUCAAGUUCUUGCAUUGAGAAAUAAAUAUAUAGGGUUAUUAUAGUCCACCGAACACCUUGCGUUUCUUAUUUAUAUAGUACUGACAAAUGGCUUAAUGUUAUGGGUGUACUGUUGAUCUUUAACUUUUUGUCCAGCUGGUAGCUUAUAUUUAAACAAAGUGUCCUGUAAAUAAUUAACGUUACCGCCCUCCAUAUCUGUUUUCCACUAUAAGAAGAUACAAGUGUUGUCAGGGCUCCUUUACCUAGUACCUGUAAAUCGAACCUUGUUUAUCUGUUCUCGAACUGCGCGGCUUGGCAUUUUAAGUUCCUCUUGGUUUUCUAAUUGAUCCUAAAAUUUGAGUGAAAGUACCUAAUCCGUUUGAAGUUGUCUCAUACAUUUUAGAGUUCGUAGUUGACCCACCAGCUAUGGACGCUACACUUUGUCUAUUGUUAGAGUCUUCUGCGUGUAUUUUACCGAAGAUUUUGCCACUCAUACUAUCGUUUCCAUCUCCUGCUCCUCGGCCUUUUGCACCUCUGCCUUCUGCUCCUUUGCCCUCUACAUCUGUACUUGCGCCUACUUCCCCUACUCCUUUGUUACCUACUUUUCCACCAACUGUAAUCUCACCAGUGGCUCCCCUACUAUCUGCUCCUCCACUUCCAGCUGCUCUCCAUCCUUCUCCUUGCCCGUCAGAGGCUUCUCCACCCCCUGCUGUUCCCCAGCUACCACCACCACCUCCUGCUUUUCCCCAACUAUCACCAUCACCUCCAGCUCCUGCUGUCCCCCAACUACCACCACCUCCUCCACCUCCUGCUGCUCCCCAACUACCACCACCUCCCUCACCAGCUCCUCCCCCGCCAGCACCUCCCCCACCAGCUGCACCACCACUAACUGCUCCUCCACCAGCUGCUCCCCCUUCUUUACCUUCCUCACCAGCGGCGGGAGGAAGACCAAGCUUGUCGGUUAACCAAGAUGGUAGCCAGAGCUUUGGGCCUUCUCCAGGUGGUAGUGGAGCUGGAACAGGCUUAGCUACGAUCAGUGUUGGCAUCGUCCAGACGUCUUCCAGUUUUUUGCCAUCGGAAUUGCAGCAACAAGGACAACAUGGUGGCAUCAUGCAUGAUUGCGGUUGGCACGGCAAGCAAUCAGAACAUGGACAACCGCAUGCUGAGGGAUUAAAACAAGCCCCUCCUCCUCCACAAGGCAUGAAGCAUAUGGAUCCAUCAUUUUCAGGAGAAUCGCCAGACUGA
Molecule: messenger RNA, 1544 nt
Organism: Orbicella faveolata
Lineage: Eukaryota; Metazoa; Cnidaria; Anthozoa; Scleractinia; Merulinidae
Product: vegetative cell wall protein gp1-like
Source: RefSeq, a predicted model, not a curated record